UUCCCAGCCAAACCAUCUUCAACUACUGAAAAUGGCUAUGGCUAUGGCUAUGGCCUCUUCUUCUUCUCUUCUCUCCAGAAAAUUCUCUCACUCCCCAGAUAAUUCUCUUCUAUUUUCAUUCUCCCCCUCUCUUCAAAAACUUCCUUACACCAUCACCACCAGAAUUCAAUGCACCAACAAACAACAAGAAUCUUCUUCUCAGUCUCAGUCACUGUCAACUUCAAGUUUUGAGCCGAGAAAAGGAGUCUCCGUGUAUAAACCCAAGUCCUAUGACGUUCUUGCUUCUGAUGCUGCUAAAUGUUUGGCUUUUGCUCUUCAGGAUGGUAAAACCCGCUUGGAAAUUGAUUUCCCGCCAUUGCCUAGCGACAUUUCGUCUUAUAAGGGAUCUUCAGAUGAUUUCACCGAUGCCAAUAUUCAACUUGCCUUAACUGUUAUUAGGAAGCUCCAAGAGUUGAGAAAAACCAGAGCUUGCAUUGUGUUUCCUGAUAAACCAGAAAAGCGAAGGGCUUGUGAACUUUUCAAAGCAGCUCUGGACUUGACAGAUGGAAUAUCCAUAGGUUCACUUGAUGAUGUCCCCACUGGUCCUGUCACUUCAUUUUUCAAGUCUAUAAGGAACACCUUAGACUUUGAUUUUGAUGAUGAAAAUGAAGGUCGUUGGCAAUCCAGCGAGCCACCAUCCCUUUAUGUAUUCAUCAAUUGUAGCACGCAGGAUCUUUCUGUUAUAGAGAAGUAUGUGGAAAAAUUUGCUGUGUCAACCCCAGCACUUCUGUUCAAUCUUGAACUUGAUACGUUACGCGCUGACUUAGGUAUUCUGGGAUUUCCACCGAAAGAUUUGCACUACCGAUUUCUAUCUCAAUUCAUGCCGGUUUUUUAUGUUAGAAUCAGAGAGUACUCAAAGACAGUGGCUGUAGCUCCUUAUAUCUUAAAUUACAAUGGAGCAUUAUUUCGCCAAUACCCUGGUCCAUGGCAGGUCAUGCUUAAACAAUCAGAUGGUUCGUUUGCUUGUGUAGCAGAAAGUGCAACACGUUUCACACUCGGCGAGACCAAAGAAGAACUACUGAGAGUCCUUGGAUUGCAAGAAGAAGAAGGAAGCUCGCUAGAAUUUCUUCGAAGGGGCUACAAGUCUGCAACUUGGUGGGAAGAAGAAGUUGAAUUGGAAGCGUCUUCUGAAUGGCGGACUUGAAUCCCACUACCAUUAAUCAGAUAAGUAUGCACCAGAAAUUGCACGAUCUCGACUAAAAAUUAGAGGAGAAAAUUUAUAUUUUGAUCAAUAAUAAUGCCAGGAUACCGAGGUGAUUGAUAUAUUUUUGUAAAAUUUUCGAAAUUCAGUUUUUUUUUUGUAUAUGUUAUGUAAAUGAUCUUAUACAUUAUGUUUAUGACUAGUACUUAAAUUAUCAUGCAAUAUAUUUUUUGGGACUUGAGAUCAUUA
Mercurialis annua (annual mercury) is the source of this 1429-nucleotide messenger RNA. Its product is annotated as protein LPA3. The transcript has 12 exons. NCBI's taxonomy places the organism in Eukaryota, Viridiplantae, Streptophyta, Magnoliopsida, Malpighiales, Euphorbiaceae. The coding region runs from base 32 to 1183 and encodes 383 amino acids. The record is from RefSeq and is a predicted model, not a curated record.